Messenger RNA from Pelobates cultripes (western spadefoot toad), 998 nucleotides. The record is from the annotation of a GenBank genome assembly. NCBI's taxonomy places the organism in Eukaryota, Metazoa, Chordata, Amphibia, Anura, Pelobatidae.
AGCUGCCUCAGUCGCGGACGCUUCUGUGAGCCCUGCAAACCUCCCUAGCCACACGGGAAGGGAGUCACUCAAGAUGGCGGAGGCACCAGGCUCUACAACACGAGGUCUGAUACUGCCACAACCUGUCUCAGCAGGCCCUAAGACCAAAGUAAUGGACACUCUGGGAGCCAUAAUCGACAAGUUUUGGGCCAUGCUGCUCAACCGUUCAAGGCAAGCAAUAGCCACACGGGAGCCCGGUCAGGAAGACAGUGUAAGAAAUAAGGAGCGGCCUGGGAGGCCUCUUAUGGGCCGACAGCUACCCCACACUAAUCCGACUACACUAAAGCGACGGAAGCCGCGGAAACAACACUACCGGCUGAGACAGCGAGCCGCGGACAGGUACCCUGCUCACCGCUGCCGUGAUGUACCGAACCCCAACGUACUGCCACCUGUCCUGGGCUACAUGGAGAAACCACCGCGGCCACCUCUGAGCCGCUCCCCAGGCCGUCCGGGGCAAGGCAUCUCCCCACCAACUGAGAGAGCCGCUGCCUGGCGAGGCACCACCAUGCUGGACAGUCCGGUAAACCCUGUGGGCAUAGGCUGAAAGGGAUCAACCAGAGUGACAUGUGGAGCUGGAGCCACCUCUAUACAAUUAACCUCUUCACGGGACAUUGUAACAGUCAGCAGAAUAAGGCUCCGAUAUCCACACUCAGCGUGUACAUUGUUCAUACUUUUGUUUAAUUUUAUCUGUACCAGAUCUGCCAUGUUAUAUGAUUUCUUAAGCACUUUCCUUUUCUUGCAUCGCUUCAACCUGCAUAAGUGCCCAUAACCUCUCUCAGCAGGAUUAACCUGCGAUUAGAAGCCUACCAUUGAAUACCCAACUCUGUGUCUGCUUAGGUUUGGGUAAUGUAAUCUACAUCAAAGUAAAUAAUGCAGUAACUCAGACAUGUGAUGUACUCUAUUAGCUAAUAUCAUGCAAUGUAUAAGAUUGUGUCUCAUAAGCCUAGCAGGAAUAGCAC